GUACAUUUGUAUUAAAACUGAUGUUGAACACAAGUGCGUUGUCAUUUCAAAUCACAUAAAUCCAUUCCAUUAAUUGCUCUGAAUUCAGAAACGCGGUCGUAGAAACCUCUCUUGUACUUGCGUUGCGGUAUAGAGACUUUCCCUGUGAGCACUUAAACCCCUUUUGCAUUUCAAAGACAGAGAAGUCUAAAUAUAGCACAUUCUCACUCCCCUCCCCUCACCCCCUUGUGGUUUUUUUCCCUUUCUUUUUUGGAUCUCGGUUUUUGGGGAGCAUUUCUCCGCUCACUCUCUGCUGCAGGAGUGCUCCAUGUGUUAUAGUCACAAGGCUUUGCAUGUGCCUCUCUGUUGCUGCUGCUGCUGCUGUGUGUGCCAAUGCAGUCGAGACUGGAUGGGUGUUUUACUGAUGAGCCCCAGGUCUUCCUCAGCUGGAGCACAACCUGUAUAUGUUAGAAUCUGAUGUUGUUAAGGAAUACGACAACUAUUAUAAAAUCACGGAUGAGAUAUGUCUUGAUAUGCCUGAAAUAGAGAUUAUGUUGUCACUGGCACUAGUCAUCACAAAAAAAAUAAAAAUUCUUGAAUGAUGUAAAAGAUUUUCGAAGAAAACAAAAUUAAACAGUAGGAUACAGUCCUAUAACUUUUUAAAUAUGAUUAAUGCCACUAUAAGAGAGUAUCUAUAUCACAAACCUUUCAAGCACUCCCAAUUUGCGUGAGUUUAUGUUAAGGUAGUUUCUGCCAUUUUAAGAAAACAUAUGACUUGAAAAUACUGUAGAUUUCUACUGACAAUAUUUUGUGUGAAUACCACACACAGAUACAUUCACACAUUCACUCUCACAAACCAUCCUCUUUUUGGCUCCAUCUCUUCCAGCCAGGUUAACCAUACUGCCAUAAUACAGUCCAACAAAUACUCCCAUCCCUUCCUCCUACAUUCUGACACUCAUCCUUUUUCCUUCUCUCAGGACUGCUGUUCACUUUGCAGUAGAUGUAUACACACACACAGGCACACACACACACACAUGCGCGCACACACACACACACAAUCGCACAGACUUUGAUCUGGAUUGCCAGGAGAUAUUCAGAUCACGGGUGAGCGUCUCCUGGAAGACAGGCGAGGGAGUGUUGUAGGUGACUCUUGUUGAUUGGGCCCUGUCCCGGCUGGCAACCCCUCCCCCCUGGGGGUUGAAAUAGCAUAUAAAUGCAGGCAGAGCCAGCCGGCCGACCAUCCCUGCACGUUGAGAUGUCAGGGGGACCAGGGAGAACAGCAUGGGGGCUGUGAGACUUGCCAUCUUCAUUCUGCUGCUGCUGACAGUGGGAGAAGCGAAUGACACUGAAGUUCAAGUUUGGACCUGUGGCUACAGAGGGCUCUGCAGGAAGUACUGCUACGCCCAGGAGUACAUGGUGGGCUACCACGGCUGUCCACGCAGAUACAGAUGCUGUGCUUUGCGUUUCUAACAGAGGCUGACAAAAUGGUAGUCCGCAUUGGGCCGCAUCACUCAAUACUCAACAUGAUCUUAAUAGUUUGCUGUGUUUGCAUCUUGAUACUGAUGUCAAAGUUUUGACACAAAGCUGACUUUAUACUUACCUUACUUGCUUUGUGACUCCUGUUU
Messenger RNA from Clupea harengus (Atlantic herring), 1604 nucleotides. It is a transcript of the gene defbl3, whose product is annotated as defensin, beta-like 3. The record is from RefSeq and is a predicted model, not a curated record. Lineage: Eukaryota; Metazoa; Chordata; Actinopteri; Clupeiformes; Clupeidae.